CGCACCCCGGCCUGGCCGCCUGCGCCCCGGGGAGAGGCCCCCUGCGCGCGACGGGACCAGCAGCAUGAGCAGCGGCUACAGCAGCCUCGAGGAGGACGCGGAGGACUUUUUCUUCACCGCCAGGACCUCCUUCUUCAGGAGAGCGCCUCCGGGCAAGUCCCGUUCGGGUCAGCCGGAUGUGGAGAAAGAGAAGGACACUCACAAUUACCUCAGCAAAGAGGAAAUCAAAGAGAAGGUCCAUAAAUACAAUUUAGCUGUCACAGACCAGUUGAAGAUGACCUUGAAGUCGAAUGGGGUUUACACUGGCUUCAUUAACGUGCAGAUGGAACUCUGCAAACCCACCCAGACCCCUGCCAACCCCGGGAGACUCCCGCCCAGUGGCGGCGGCUGUGUGAACACACUUCAUAUCAGCAGCACGAACACCGUGGGCGAAGUGAUCGAGGCCUUGCUCAAGAAGUUCCUGGUGACCGAGAGCCCCUCCAAGUUUGCACUUUAUAAGCGCUGUCACCGGGAAGACCAAGUGUAUGCCUGCAAGCUCUCCGACCGGGAACACCCACUCUACCUGCGUUUGGUGGCCGGACCCAGAACCGACAUGCUCAGCUUUGUUCUUCGAGAACAUGAGAUUGGAGAGUGGGAAGCCUUCAGUCUCCCGGAGCUCCAGAACUUCCUGCGCAUCUUGGACAAGGAAGAAGACGAACAGCUGCAGAGCCUGAGGCGCCGCUACACAGCCUACAGGCAGAAGCUGGAGGAAGCCCUGGGCGAGGGGUGGAAGCCCGGCUAAGGCCAGGGGCCGCCUGCCCGGAAGGCACAGCCCGGACCCUGAAAGAGCAGCAUCGCCUCUUCUCAGAGAGCGGCUUUGGUGCCCUCCUCUCUCUCUAGACACCGUUCCCAAAGCUUGGUCACACGGCAUCCUGCGCCUCACGAAUUGGCACACGGGACUCUGCGAGCUUGUUCUGUUACGGCAUGGCGAUGCUACCUCCUGCAAGCUGUGAGCCUGUGGUCCUCAGGUGCAUCCUGGACUGCUUGGAAGCAUGAACUCUGGGUUGAUUUCCCUUGAUUUCUUCUAGUUACUUGGAUGAUGUGAUUUUGUUGUUGUUGUUGUUGUUGUUAAGCUUCAGGGUGUGCAGAUUAACAUGCAAUCUUCGAAUACUCGUCCCGUGGCGAAACUA
Molecule: messenger RNA, 1169 nt
Organism: Peromyscus eremicus (cactus mouse)
Lineage: Eukaryota; Metazoa; Chordata; Mammalia; Rodentia; Cricetidae
Product: ras association domain-containing protein 3
Exons: 5
Coding region: 65-781 (238 amino acids)
Biological process (GO): signal transduction
Cellular component (GO): cytoplasm
Source: RefSeq, a predicted model, not a curated record